AUGUCCGAGCUCAGGGCCAGCAUCAAAGCAAAACAAGCCGAGACCCUCGCCCGCCUCACCCCAAACACCCUACAUAUAGCCCUCUACCUCCGCUCUGACCCACCCCUCCCAAACGACUUCCACUGGGCCUUCUACCUCCACAACGGGACAGGCUCCACACCAGUAGGAACAAAAUACCACGUCCGGGGGAUCGGCGGCGGCUGGAUCCCCGGCCACGAAGCUACAGCCGGGAUCUUCGCAGAGAAUUUCCUCUGUGUGAUGAUUCAGAUUGGGACGAUACCCGCAUCCGCACAUGCACGGGUGGACGAGCUUAUGAGGAUCAAUGAUCAGACUCUGAACUCGAUACCGGGGAUCACUUGUCGUACGUGGCUACUGGAGGUGCUUGGUGUGCUCGUUGAGGAGGGAUUUGUGCACUGUGAUGUUAGGGAGUUGGAGAAGGAUUGCAUGGAGAUUGGGAAUGAGCAUAGUUGGUCUGCUAGUACUAAUGAGCAGCCUCGUCCUGCUGUUAUGUGGCGAAAAGCUUCUUUGUACUGGCGUUUCACCGGGCGUUGUUGGCUUGGGUCGGUGGUGCUUGACUAUACCUUUAGUGCAUAG
Penicillium bovifimosum is the source of this 594-nucleotide messenger RNA. RefSeq lists its product as uncharacterized. The transcript has a single exon. Bases 1 to 594 code for a protein of 197 amino acids. NCBI's taxonomy places the organism in Eukaryota, Fungi, Ascomycota, Eurotiomycetes, Eurotiales, Aspergillaceae. The record is from RefSeq and is a predicted model, not a curated record.